This is a messenger RNA of Trachymyrmex septentrionalis, 1593 nucleotides long. RefSeq lists its product as uncharacterized. Bases 16 to 1593 code for a protein of 525 amino acids. The record is from RefSeq and is a predicted model, not a curated record. The transcript has a single exon. NCBI's taxonomy places the organism in Eukaryota, Metazoa, Arthropoda, Insecta, Hymenoptera, Formicidae.
AAAAUAGUAUACAGAAUGGAGGUGGCCGAUGGCUCUUCAGCCAUCAGUAAUAUAUCCACAGUUAUUAUAGCAGCGCAAGAAGAAAUGGAACAAUUAGAUAUACUGAUAUGUGGACAGUGUCAUUCUGUCUUUCAUUUUAUCGAAAAGUUUCAAGAACAUCGCACAAAGAAGGAAUUCUGCUCCAAAACGUCAUGUAUUCGUGACAUUAAUGAUAAUAGACAAAAUGCACAAAUAUGUCCAUUUCUAUUAUGGAAAAGUACACAAGUUCAGGACAGUUCAGAUAAGGAGGUAUUUGACACUUGGACAUUGCAUCAGAAAUGGUGUAAAAUGGAUACAAAAGAGAAAGAAACUUGGAUCAUAGCAGGGAAAACACAAGCACAAGCCUAUACAAAAAUUAGUAACGCAAAAAUGCAGGAUAUCCUAAUGCAAUCAAAUACCAAUGUCGAAAGUGCCAAUCCGAUAACAGUUCAUACAGUUGUCAGAAAUAAACCGGAAAAAACAAGCGAAAUUGAAAAAAAUUCUGCGAAGUUACUCGAAACAAAAACACAGAAGAAUGAAUCUGUGGAAACUGGAGUAGACAAAAAAGAAAAACCAUCGAUCAAACCCAAAAUCAAGACUGAGAAAGCAACUACAGCAGAAAAUGCAAAUCUAAGUGACAAAGAAUAUAUUGUCGAUAAAGUAUUAGCCACACGUUUUAAUACUAAAAAGCAAUGCAUGGAAUACUUAAUCCAAUGGAAAAGCUAUCCACAUGAAAAGGCUUCAUCCAAAUCUGCAAAGGCUGUAGCAAUACGCAAUAGUUUAUUGGAUGAAUUUGAGCGGAGUCGCGCUAAGCAAGAGGAGUCCAAAACAGCGCAACAGAAAACUAAUACAAAAGUCGUCGGAUUGGAGAGUUUGACAUUGCAAAAAUCAGUGAUAAAAACUAAAUCUUGUCAGCCUGGAUUAAGUACUGCGGUUCAAGCAAGACGCUCGAUGCGGUCUAGUAAAUCGAAAGCGAUGAAUCAAAUGAAGCAAUUGUAUGGCUCACGAAAAAAGGAAAAGAAUGAACUGUUGAGUAAAGGGACGAUCGAUGAUUCGGAGAGUGAUUCAGAAAAAGAAGGAAGCAGUGUCGCAAAGGAAACGACAAGUGACACAGACAGUGAUGAAGAAUGGAUUGGGGAAUCUGAAGACCAAAGACUAUUGGGCCGGAGCAACGUGGUUCAUCGUGCAUUCAACCUCGCUAAUACACAGUCGUGUAAAUCCAAUAAAACCUCAAUUUCAGGCACUGAUCUGGCAACGUCAUUAAAAUUGCAAUCUGCGUAUGAACAAAAAUCUAGCCGACCACCUGUUUUAGUAGCUAACGCCGGGGAGGUUGUUAAAGUCAAUUCCAAACAAAUGCCGAAUUUGGCUUCCGGUCUCGAUGUUAUGUCGCAAAAAGAAAGUAUCAUCGAAUUGGAUUCCUCCAUUGGGAAAGUAUCUGUUAAAGGAUCUUCAACAACGCCAGGUGUUGUAAUGGUCCAAAGUCGAGAUAAUACAAACGUAUUCACCUACAAAUACGAAAAGUGUAGUAAAAUGUUUGGUAUCAUAUUUUUUGUAUCAUGUCUGUUACACUGUUAA